AUGCGGACCAAGAUGUUCCUGAGCUGGUCGGCACUAUUUUGGAUUCUCCUGACGCUCGUCUACCAUCCUACGGCUGGACUGCUCCGCUAUACACCCGCUGAGCUCCUGCGCCUUCGCGGGCAGCUAUCGCUCCCGUCGCCGGCGGAGCUCCACUACCACCCAGGCAUCACUUUCCAGCCUCACUUGACAGUAGCGAGAAGUGACCAGAAGGUGAUCGAAAGAAAGGCAAGACAUUGUGAGGAGGAAGAAAUUCGAGCAGGAGUAAGACAGGGAGGGCUGGAGGCUGGCCCAUCAUCGCAGUACCAGCGUUUGAUAACGCAGAAGAGGAGAGCAGACGGACGGCAGACAGGGAGGACUGAGGACGCAGAGCAGCAUCACGAUCCGCGGCUGCGUCUCAGUGCCGGAGAGAAAGUGUCCGCAUCUCGGCGAGGUGGAGAUGUGUGUGUGGCAGGUCAUGACAGCGGGCCAGUGUUUGAAGAACAGCCGAGCAGUUUAAUUUACCCUGAAGGCCUGACUGAAGGCAAAGUGACCCUGAGCUGUCAGGCCAGAGCAAAUCCAGCUGCUGCUUAUAGGUGGCUUGUGAAUGGGACUGCGGUUCCACUGAAUUUGGACCGAUACUCCCUGGUGGCUGGUACCCUGGUGAUAAGCAGCCCCGACCCCAUCCGGGAUACAGGCUCUUACCAGUGUCUAGCUAUCAACCGCUGUGGCACCAUCAUUAGCAGAGCAGCCAACCUCAAGUUUGGUUACCUCCAUGACUUCCCUCCAGAUGGCAGAAGUCCUCAAACAAUAACUGAAGGUCAAGGAACGUUCUUGGCCUGCCAACCUCCUCCACAUUACCCAGCGCUGUCUUACCGCUGGUUUCUCAACGAGUUUCCCAACUUCAUCAGGAAGGAUGAUGGGCGCUGGUUUGUGUCACAGGUCACGGGGAAUCUGUACCUGGCCAAAGCUGAACCUAAUGACACAGCAAACUACUUUUGCUUCACAACGAUCAACAUGGAAGUUAGCACGAAGAGCACAUUCAGCAAGGCCAACCAGCUCACGGUAGUCCCUGAUGCCAAUCCCAGGAAGUCAGCUCCAACCAUUAAAGUGCGCUUCCUGGCAGAUACCUAUGCCCUGGCUGGACACACCACCCAGUUAGAGUGCUUUGCUUAUGGAAAUCCAGUUCCAAAGGUGCGGUGGAGGAAGGUGGAUGGUCUAAUGCCAUCCAAGGCAGGCCCCACUGUGGAGGGUCCCACCCUGACCCUUCCUGAACUCUCCUUUGAUGAUGAGGGCAUUUAUGAGUGUGAAGCCUACAACUCAGAAGGAAGGGACACGUACCAGGGACGCAUUAAUGUCCAAGCUCAACCAGAGUGGUUGCAGGUGAUGACCGACUCAGAAGUGGAGAUUAGCUCAGAUCUUCAGUGGAGUUGUGUGGCUGCUGGAAAACCUCGACCCUCUGUACGCUGGCUACGCAAUGGACAGCCACUUAGUACACAGGAUCGUGUGGAGGUGAAUGGAGUUCAUCUUAGAAUCAUCAACCUUGCUCUGGAGGAUUCUGGCAUGUACCAGUGUGUGGCUGAAAACAAGCAUGGCACCAUCUACUCGACUGCUGAGCUCAGGGUCCAAGUUCAGGCUCCAGACUUCCGGUUGAAUCCAGUAAGGAAGCUUAUUCCAGCAGCUAGAGGGGGACAGGUGAUGAUUGAUUGUCGCCCUCGAGCUGCCCCGAAGCCCAGUCUGUUCUGGAGUCGUGGAACAGAGUUGCUCACCAACAGCAGCAGAAUCGCAGUAACUCCAGAUGGCAUCUUGUGGAUUUAUAACAUCAGCAGAGCAGAUGAAGGAAAGUACACCUGCUUUGCUGAAAACUACCUCGGCAAAGCCAACAGCACUGGACACCUGUCUGUGAGAGAUGCCACCAAGAUCACGCUGGCCCCUUCUAAUGCCGACAUAAAUCAGGGCGAGAAUGUGACGCUCCAGUGCCAUGCCUCCCAUGAUGCAGCUAUGGAUCUUACCUUCACAUGGUCUCUCAAUGGUGUCCUUUUGGACCUGGAGAACUCUGCUGGGCCUUACCAUCGGGUGGAGGGGAAGGAAAACACUGGUGACCUGUUGAUUGUGAGGGCUCAGCUGAGCCAGGCGGGGACGUACGUGUGCACAGCUCAGACCGUGGUGGACAGCGCCGCAGCCUCAGCUAAGCUGGUGGUUCGAGGACCCCCGGGACCUCCUGGAGGUUUGUUGGUGAAGAACGUGGCUGAGACAUCAGUGGAACUCAGGUGGAGCCGUGGUUACGAUAACCACAGUCCUAUCGGCAAAUACGUCAUCAUGGGCCGCUCUCCUCUGUCGUCUGAGUGGAGGAAGAUGAGGACAGAUCCAGUGAACAUUGAAGGAAACGCAGAGUCAGCUCGUGUGACAGGACUGAUUCCCUGGACGGAUUAUGAAUUCCAGGUUAUCGCCAGCAACAUCUUGGGCAGUGGAGAGCCUAGCAUGCCUUCCCACAUCGUUCGGACACUGCAAGCAGCUCCCACUGUGGCCCCGAGUGGACUGGGAGGUGGAGGAGGAGACCGUGAUGAGCUCAUUGUUACAUGGACGCCCAUGGCCAGAGAAUACCAGAACGGUGACGGCUUCGGGUACAUCUUGGGGUUCAGAAAGAAGGACACAUCAUCAUGGACAGAGGUGCGAGUUCCACGUGUAGAGUCCUCUCGACAUGUUUACUACAACAGCAGUCUGGCAGCGUACACUCCCUUUGAAGUGAAGAUCAAAGCUUAUAACCGCAAAGGAGAAGGCCCGUUUAGCCAGGUGGCUGUGGUGCACUCUGCAGAGGAAGAGCCAACCGUGGGGCCUUCCAGCAUCAAUGCCACGGCACUGUCCGCCUUUGAGAUCCAGGUUUCCUGGGAGCCUGUGCAGCAGCUCAGCACCAAUGGCAUCCUGAGAGGAUACGAGAUCCGGUACUGGCGGCAGCACGAAAGAGAAGCAGCAGCGGACCGCGUGAGGACGGCGGGCCUGGAGCCGACAGCCAGGGUGUCCGGACUUCGACCCAGCACUCGAUACCACGUCGCUGUUCUGGCAUACAACAGUGCCGGCACAGGACCGCCCUCGCCACGCACCGCCGUCACCACCAGGAAACCACCUCCCAAUCGUCCUCCGGGCAGCGUGUCGUGGAAGGCUCACGGCUCGCGGGUCACGGUGAGAUGGGACCAAGUGACAGCCAUGCACAACGAGUCAGCCAUACUGGGCUACAAAGUUCUGUACAAGCACGAGGACCAGGCAGCUUUGAAGUUUCUGGACAAGACGAAGACGUCAGUGAGCCUGCCGCUGCCCAAAGACAACGCUUACAUUGUGUUGGAGAUUUGGUCAUGGGGCGAGGGCGGGGACGGGCCAGCACACGAGAUUAUCGUGUCCCGGGAUUCAGGGACUGGUAUGAUGGUGCAGAAGGAUGCCUCCUCCACACUGCCCUGUCCCCAUGCCCACCUCCUCUCAGGCUUGGCUCUGCUCAUUUCUGCGGUGGUGUCAGGCCUGUGAUCUCGGCCAGUCGGAACUUUUUCUUAUGGGUGGCUUGAAACUAAUGCUCUCCUUUAUGGAUAGGUGGGUGUGGGUCCGGGGGUGGGAAACACGGGGAUUCGCUUUUAAUAAUGACAAGGAUCUUUGUAAAAUGUCUGCAGGAGGUAUUAUGUUUGUGCACUGCUCUCAGUAUAAACCAUGCCUUACUGGGACACAUGUGGCUGACAUGCCACAUGUGUCCUUGAAACUGUAGUUGGCAGGACUUCAGGUGUAAAUGUAAUAAUAGAGUCAACAUGGUGGAGGUCUGCGUGUUCACACUGAGGGCAGGUUGCUUACUGAGUCUACAGGUGAUGUUAGAGCAUUUGUCACUUUACCAACUGAACGUGUGAUGAAAUACCAGAGAGGCUGAUGGUCAAGCGUUCUGCUAAACCUGCCAGGUGGCGAAUUAGAGACAGAAUCCAGCUCUUUCACCUGCGUCUCCUGUUUGAAUCACAAAGUGCUUCUCUUGUUGCUCACAGUGUGAACACAGCAUAAACCCGAGGCUCUAAAGAACUGCUAACUGUUGUUUCCAGCUACUGUCUCUGUGCUUGUCUCACGUGUCUAGAUGAUUAUUAUACUGUUUGAUGUCUUGUUUCAUUUCAGGGAAUUGAAAUUUGAUUGUAUUUAAUUCUUUGUUGAUGUUUUUUUGUUUUUUCUUUGAAUCGUUUUGACAGGAAUGUAAAAAUACUUGUGUUUGUGUUUCUCGGGUUUACUCUCAAUGUCUCUUGUGCUGAUAGGCUGAGAUGAAAAGGCCAGAGCAGCAGGGAUGGAUGACCGAUCACCAAAGUUAUCAGCAGUGUUGUAAACUGUCCUCACUGUAACCCCGUUAUCAGCUCUUAUGUAACGAUUCUGCUCCACCACAUUUUACAGGAAACAUGUGGCCGCUGUCGUGUACAUUUUUAUCUACAGCUCGAGAGUUAAGAUCAAACAUACACGUCACGUGCUAAAAACUGCUGUUUUUUUAUUAUUUUGUUGUUGAUAUACUCAGAACCUUUGACUUGGUUUGAAUGGUAGCUGCUGCUUAGGUCUAAGAUGUUGGCAGGAAUGCAUCGUUUUGCUUUUCUACCCGUAAAACACUGCAAUGCUUCAAACUGAGUUUUUACUGGACGAGGCUCUGUUGUUAUUUUACAUCUGUACCAAAUGUUAUUGCUAAUGCAUGCAGCGCUUAAUAUGCUGUUCAUUGUUAAUACAGUUUGUUCCUAAGUCAGUAAGUAAGAAGUCACACUGGUGGAUUUUUACAUUCCUGUGUUACAUCAGUCACACUGUCUAAUGCUGAGUCAUCGCCAUCACUUUCCCCUAAUCCCAACCAUGUAUAGCAGCAUUGUAGGAUAAGUUUUCUAACAUCAUUUUAUUGUAAUAUCCCCAAAUAAUCUCUUAAAGACAUAAAAUCCCCCUUUUAGCCAAAUCACGGUUUCUUAAUAAUCUGCUCAGAAUAAUCAUGGAAAUAGUUCUGCUGUCCUUACACAGGAUAACAAUCAAUACAUGACUGAUAGCUAUACAAUGCAAAAGGCUUAAUAAGAGAAACUGAUGCUAUGAGAGGAGGCUGGGGAAGCUUCAGACAGGGAGCGUGAGUAUGAGUCACUAGCUUGCUUUUCUCUUUGCUGGUGUCUGAUGGCACCAAGCGUAGUGGUUGUCAAAAGGCUAGGAAGGAGGAUUAAUUAACUAUGGAAUAAAAACGGAUAAAAAAUAAAAGACUCAAUAUGGUGGACUGAAUAGACUUCCAUACUCAUGCAGAUAUGUGCAAGCCACGCUGAAUGCACCGCCUUGCUGAAGCAGUGUUGGGGUAUGGAUGAGCCUCGCCAUCCAGGCCCAGCCAAUAAGUCACUGAGCCCCUUAGCUGAAAUCUGAAAGUACACUUCUACUACAACUUACACAGAUGAAUAUCAUUUGGAAAUGAAAACCUAAACACCCUAAUGCUGAUAAGCUAUUGCAGCGCAACUAGAGAUCAAUGUUUGAUGGAGCAGCUUUGGAGCAGAUUUCCCCAAGAGUGAACUAUGAGCAAAUGGUUGCAUAUACAUGCCGUUUUUGUUUUGGGGUUUUUUGGUGAAUAAAAUGACUUGAGAUGACCCCCCCCCCUCCUCCGCCUCCAUAUAGGUUGGUUGCACAGAACAUAUGGUCUACUGCCUAAGGUGAGAAAUAUCUCCUCACCUUCUGCAUGCAGUGUUGAGAUGCAGUUGAUGGAAGAUGAACUUGAAUGUUAGUAUUUAUGCUGCGAGCGCUUCUUGGCUUACUUAAGGAAGCUGUGGAAGCAGUGGAUCGCCAUCUCUGUGUCAAUCCAAGAAGAUUGCAAAGCAUUUAAGGCUAUUAAUAUAUUUUUUUAACAUAUCAGAAGAAGGUCACUUAAGCUUUUAUCCCCCCAUUCAGCCAAAGGGGAGAACGAGAGGUGCAGACAGGUGCCGACUGCCGACAAUCAGAGGAUUUCAGAUUCAUUUAUUUUUUUGACAUCCUGUUAUUUUCAGCUGACAUUGAGAGACAACUGAAUUUGGCUUUAGCUUGGAGAUUCUUGAAUCCUUGUGCACAAGUUAAAAGAUGCAUUUGAAGCCUGGGGAAGCAAGAGUGGCCAUGGGAGCGAUUUCAUCUAGCAUAAACAGAGGACAACAGAGACAGCGCUCCCAGCUGAGCGAGAGAUUUACAUGUUGUUUGCGCUCACCAGAGCUUACAGAUGGUACAGACUUGUAUAUGUGAAAAGUGUAAAUCAAGCUCUUGCAAUUGCACAGCACUGAGCUUGAAGCUGGAGCGAGAAUUGCCAGGAGAAUAGGUUGUAGUCCUAACAGAAAUGCUAUUACACCGUAGAACUUCAUGGAUGAUGAUGAUGGGAUUGAAGAAAAUGUUCCCCAAAACCAAAAUGACUGAAAGGCAACCAACAUGUAAAACGACACAAUCACACGAAAGGCGAAAACACUUUGUUUUCACUGACUGCUGCAAAAGAAAAGGCCAGCUCAAGGAGACAGUGCUCCCAAGGUGGAAGCUGACGGAAAGAUUAAAUCCAAUCCAAGAAAACAAUUAAUCCACUGCUUCCCUCCAGAUUAGCUGAAGAAAUAAUGAAAAUCACUCACCCCAGAAGAAUAACCUAAGUAAUUUCCAACACUGAUGUAUCUAUCGCGCUACCAACACUCAAAUGGGAAAAUGACCUGGAGUGCUCCCAAUAACUCCCAAUACUCCCAAUAACAUUUUCUCCAUGACCAAAAAUGCAAACGUACACAGUAUAAAUCAAUUCACCCCCAACACAAAGGAUAAUGUUUAAAAUGGGUUUAGGGAGCACAGACACGUGUUCACGGUGCACUUCAGGGAGGUCAGACGAUUACUUCACCCAUGUGGUGUGGGUAUAAUCAUCAGUAGUCACUAGUGAUCACGUGAUUUCCCUUUUUAAUAUAAAUAACAUGUUUAAUGUCUGCAGGAUGAAAAUUUGAUUUUUUUUAUUAGAAAUUCUACCGAACAAUCAGGCUGGGGUCUAACCCUAACCCCAAACUGGAAGCUGGUUCCACAGAAGAGGGGCCUGAAA
Messenger RNA from Pundamilia nyererei, 7012 nucleotides. RefSeq names its product contactin 2 (gene cntn2). The coding region runs from base 1 to 3492 and encodes 1163 amino acids. The transcript is spliced from 23 exons. Gene Ontology annotation, molecular function: cell-cell adhesion mediator activity. The record is from RefSeq and is a predicted model, not a curated record. Gene Ontology annotation, biological process: cell-cell adhesion; axon guidance; brain development. Gene Ontology annotation, cellular component: plasma membrane; axon. NCBI's taxonomy places the organism in Eukaryota, Metazoa, Chordata, Actinopteri, Cichliformes, Cichlidae.